This is a messenger RNA of Cadophora gregata, 790 nucleotides long. RefSeq names its product vacuolar ATPase assembly integral membrane protein vma21 (gene VMA21). Gene Ontology annotation, biological process: vacuolar proton-transporting V-type ATPase complex assembly. Gene Ontology annotation, cellular component: endoplasmic reticulum membrane. Bases 372 to 707 code for a protein of 111 amino acids. The record is from RefSeq and is a predicted model, not a curated record. The transcript has 3 exons. NCBI's taxonomy places the organism in Eukaryota, Fungi, Ascomycota, Leotiomycetes, Helotiales, Ploettnerulaceae.
CACGCGAUGCACGUCGUCGCGGUCUAGGUAGGAUAGGUAAGCGACUUUGGAAAGUGAACAGCCAGCUGCAGAAUGAAUUUUGAAUCACAAGGAUGCCUACAUAUUGACGCGUCCAAGUUGAAGGAAAGCAAAAUCAGGAAAUAGUAUCACUACUUACCAGCACACAACUUUCAUAUUUCUCCACAUUCGCGUUCUCAUGCCAAACCUCCUUCCUGACAAGGUCAUUUUUGUCUUGGCCGAAGCAAGCGACUCCAACGCGAAAUCACCAGCCCAAAAGCCUCGUCUAGGUACCAUCAAACCUUCAACACCAACAACCAGACUUCCCAAACGAACGCCACAGGAGGUCCUUUCAUAACCACCAGCUCACCAGGAUGGCUACUAGAAGGAACGUACCGGGUGAGAAGACUCCCCUCGAGAAGGAAUUGUCUCAAAACCUCGGAGAAAAGAGCAUCAUUACGCCUGCAGUCCCCGGACAUGUGAUCUUCAAGCUCCUGGGAUUCACGUUCGCUAUGGUGGUUUGUCCUAUUGGAUCUUACUUCCUUACACUGAACACUAUUUUCAGAGGCAACUCAACAUGGGCAGGAGCUACAGCAGCGGUCAUCGCGAAUGUGGUAUUGAUAGGCUAUGUGCUUGUGGCUUUCAACGAGGAUCAGACAGAGGCGUUAGAGGCUGCGCAAAAGGGGAAGGAAUCGAAGAAAGGGAUUUAAUCAUGUGAUAUUUACCGUCGAGAAUUGGCUUCGGAGUUUGGUUGCGAUAGCAGGAGGGCAAAAGGGUAUUCAAUUUGUAGAUU